Molecule: messenger RNA, 1092 nt
Organism: Colletotrichum chrysophilum
Lineage: Eukaryota; Fungi; Ascomycota; Sordariomycetes; Glomerellales; Glomerellaceae
Exons: 1
Coding region: 1-1092 (363 amino acids)
Molecular function (GO): methyltransferase activity
Source: RefSeq, a predicted model, not a curated record
AUGGCGAACAAGGCGGAGUCAGCUUCUCCUCCGGUCGGUUCCCCCGUGGCCACACAUUCUGGUGGCCAGUCUGAACCCCAAGCUGCGCCACCCCUCGAAGCUGAAGAGCCGAGUGAACAAGGGGACAAUGCCUCCGUAGGAGACGCGAGCGACACAUCAUUCAUCGCCGGGGCUUCUACAGACAAUUCGUAUGCCUCUCUACGUUCUAGCAUUCUCGGUUAUCGUCGCGAGAAUGGACGUACGUAUCACAGUCUCAGCGACGGCAAAUAUAUGGUGCCGAACGAUUCCCUGGAACAAGAGCGGCUUGAUAUUGUCAAUCACAUGUGGACGCUGAUAUGGGAUGGGAAGUUCUGUUUGUGCCCCAAAGAUGAGGGUGCUAAAAGGGUCCUUGAUAUCGGGACUGGAACUGGUGUUUGGGCCAUGGAUUAUGCCGACGCUCAUCCCGAAGCACAUGUAAUCGGUGCCGAUUUGAGCCCAAUCCAACCUUCAUUCGCCCCAGUUAACUGUAUCUUUGAGGUUGAUGACCUCGAGAAGGAGUGGACAUGGAGUGAGCCGUUCGAUUUCAUCUUUGCUCGCAGUAUGAUGGGAUCGUUCGCAGAUUGGCCGGCUGUUAUCGAACAGGCUUAUAAUAAUCUCGAGCCGGGCGGUUACUUUGAGAUCCACGACAUUAUCUACCCUCUGCUUUGCGACGAUGACACUGUCAACGAGGAUACACCAAUCUCGCGAUGGGCGCGCCUCAUGCUCGAAGCCUGCGAAAAGAUCGGCCGGUCCGUUACUAUAGGCCGCCAGUUUCCUCAGCUCCUUAGAGAGGCAGGUUUCGAGGAGGUCACGGAGACUAAAUGCAAGGCCCCGCUGUCCGACUGGCCGAAAGAUCCGAAGUGGAAGGAAGUUGGCUCGAUGGUCCAGGCCUCGUUGCUAUCCGGCCUUGAGGGUCUUUCCCUUGCGCUGUUUACACGAGUGUUAGACUGGACCCGUGCUGAAACUUUGGUUUUCUGUGCUCAGGUCAGGAAUGAUGUGAAGAACACGAACCUGCACGGAUACUAUGAUAGAAUGUCUGUGUACGGUCGCAAGCCAUUGCUCAAGAAAGAUUAG